Molecule: messenger RNA, 2348 nt
Organism: Drosophila rhopaloa
Lineage: Eukaryota; Metazoa; Arthropoda; Insecta; Diptera; Drosophilidae
Gene: exex
Product: homeobox protein Hox-A13
Exons: 3
Coding region: 173-1774 (533 amino acids)
Biological process (GO): neuron projection morphogenesis; regulation of DNA-templated transcription; central nervous system development
Cellular component (GO): nucleus
Molecular function (GO): sequence-specific double-stranded DNA binding; DNA-binding transcription factor activity, RNA polymerase II-specific
Source: RefSeq, a predicted model, not a curated record
UUAAUGAGCGUUCGUCGAGUUCGCUUCGUAGAUUAAAAACCCAACGAAACUCGCGUGCGUACGCGUUCGAAAUAGACGUUUUCGAAACGUGUUUGAAAAGUGUGUUUUUGAAAAUUUAAAUAAUAUCUGUAUAUCAGAGAGUAAAAGAAAACUUUGGUGACCCCAGUGAAGCAUGUCCAGUGCCCAAGUGUCGCAACAGCCGCCGCCGCCGCCGCUGACCGCCAACAGUAACAGCAGUAACUCAAUGCCGUCGCAACUGCUGCUGAGCCACAUUCAGCACCACAGCACCAGUCUGAGCCACCAGCGGAGCACCGGCAGCCACCAGAGAUCCUCGCCAGCAGCCCAGGACUACGAUCAGGGCAGCAAUCACUCCACACUAUCGCCCCGAUCCCAGAUAACUGCCAGUCCGCCGGCAGCAAGUCCCACCCACUCGGCGGCCACCACAGGAUCACCGCUUAGUGCCUACGCUCCGGGAUUGAGUCCAGGUGCUGGUGGUGCUGGAGUCCAGGAUAACAGCCAAACGGAUAGUAGUCAGAAUCCCCAGAUGCCCCUGCUAGUGGCUCCCUUGCCAGUGGGUGCUGGUCAUCCAGGACCACCGCAUCCAAGGCUAUAUGUUGAGGGUUUCCCGCCACCACAUCAUGUGCCCCAUCCCCAUCCCGCUCUGGGCGCCUAUUCCCUGCCACGUCUUCCACUGAUGAUGCCGGGCAGUGCACCUGCAUCUGCACCACCUGGCGCAGGAGCUGCUCCGCCCGUGUCGCCACAACCCGCUGGGAAUCACCUGAGCCACAGUGGAGCCACCAUGGCCACAACCACGCUCCUGCCACCCGCCCAAAGUCAGCCCAAGAAAUCCUUCUGCAUAGACGCUCUGUUGGCCAAAAGUCAGCACCACAGCCAGGGUGAGCCGCAGCCCAUAAUUGUGGACGACCGACUGGCGGCACUGCACUAUGCCCGGGAUCAGGCGGAACUCAACCACGCCUUCGUGACCGCCUCCAAUGCGGCGGCCGCUGCUCAGGCCGCUGCCUCCGCCGCCGGCGGAAUCAGCGAGCAGGAAGCACUGCAGCGCAUCCGGGAGUCCAGGGAGUACGACUCACCCAGUCCCGACGGCAUGUCAAGAUCCGAGUCGCCCAGUUCGUCACAUCGCUCCAGUCCGCCCAUCAGUCCCGGUUGUGAAGAUCAGCAGAAUCAUGGCGGCAUCGGCAUGCAUCCCCAGCACCUGUCCAUGCGCAUGUCCGACUUCCAUGACGAGUUCAAGAAGCCCAUUCCGCCGCACAGUCCCAUCAGACCCCAGGAUUUUCCACUCUACGCUGGCGGACACCCAUACCAACUGCUGGCGCAGGGUGGAUCCGCUUUCCACAGACCUCUGGAUCCUUCCGGCAAACCCAUUCCGAUACCCAUGGGUCACAACUUCAUGCCCUCACAGCUGCAAUUCGAGUUCCUGGCCCGCGCUGGAAUGCUGCACCAUCGGAUCCCCGAACUGGCCGCCUAUCCCCAUCAUGCGAUUCUGGGCAAGACCCGAAGACCCCGCACCGCCUUCACGUCCCAGCAACUCCUGGAAUUGGAGAAGCAGUUCAAGCAGAAUAAAUAUCUGAGCCGGCCCAAGCGAUUCGAGGUGGCCAGCGGACUGAUGUUGUCCGAAACGCAGGUGAAGAUCUGGUUCCAGAACCGCCGGAUGAAGUGGAAGCGGUCCAAGAAGGCCCAGCAGGAGGCCAAGGAGAGGGCAAAGGCCAACCAACAGCAGCAGCAGCAGCAGCAGACCCCCAGUGCAGCCAGUUAGGAGUAGGAUUAAGGAGGAGCAUCUGGAGGAUCUGGAGGAGUCUCCAAUCUAGUCAUGCCGCGAUCAAACCGCCGUCCCACCAUCAAAACGAGACACCCUGUUUUUCGCACCCCAGUUUCAUUUGCGCAAUCGGUUGAAAUCUUUUUCCGUUUUUUUCGCUUCGAUUUCGUUUUGUUAUUUUUAUUUGGUGCCACAACAACUGGGCACUGUGUGAUAUAUGUAAACAAGAAAUAUAAAUUAAAUUCAUUAGCCCCUGUAUGUACAUAAACAUAAAUCUAAAUAGAAACACGCAGAUAAAUAAAAAUAUAAAUAUAAAACUAAACUAGAUGAAUAAUGCUUAAGUAAAUAAAUUACAUUAAAUGCUAUUAGUUAAGUUGGUAAUUUUUAUUUUGCUUCUGUAAUUUGUGUAAAUAAUUGUAAUUAUGUAAUUGUAGUAUUUAACAAAAACUACAACAACUAUUGAGUAAAAACAACUACAAACAUUUUAAUUAUCGCAUUGCGAUUUAAUUAGUUAAUUGUAUGGAUUUUAUUUUCAAAAUCUAAGAUGUAUAAAAUAAAUCACGAAAAACAUGAA